Messenger RNA from Limanda limanda (common dab), 4011 nucleotides. RefSeq names its product Rab interacting lysosomal protein-like 1 (gene rilpl1). Gene Ontology annotation, molecular function: protein dimerization activity. The transcript has 7 exons. Gene Ontology annotation, cellular component: ciliary basal body; cytoplasm. The record is from RefSeq and is a predicted model, not a curated record. Gene Ontology annotation, biological process: cilium assembly. NCBI's taxonomy places the organism in Eukaryota, Metazoa, Chordata, Actinopteri, Pleuronectiformes, Pleuronectidae. Bases 245 to 1438 code for a protein of 397 amino acids.
GCAGGGAGGACAGCGAUGGGACGCAGACGAUAUUUACUCCCAAUAAAUGACACUGGAGCCCGGACCCAGGCGUCAGUAAUGGCCGGGCGGUAACGGGAGAGUAUAGUGGUUCUUCACGGUGUGUUGGUUCUGAAAGCACAGGGACCCAGAGGAACUUAGCGGUACUUGUUCUUCCAGAGGGAGGAAGUUUGCCGCGGCGGGGGGAACCACGAGAGGAAGCCGGGGAGGGCCGAAGUGUCCCGUCAUGGAGGAGUCCGGCUCGGCCCUGGAGAAGAAUGUGGCUGACCUCACGGUGAUGGACGUGUACGACAUCGCCGCCGUGGUGGGCCAGGAGUUCGAGCGCAUCAUCGACCAGCACGGCUGCGAGGCUCUGUCCAGGCUCAUGCCCAAAGUGGUGCGGGUGCUGGAGAUCCUGGAGGUGAUGGUGAGCCGGAGCAGCAUCAGCCCGGAGACCGAGGAGCUGCGGCUGGAGCUGGACCGGCUGCGGCUGGAGAGGCUGGAGCGGCAGGAGAAGGAGCGGAGGCACAAGAAGGAGCUGGAGCUGGUGGAGGAUGUGUGGAGAGGAGAAGCUCAGGAUCUGCUCACCCAGAUCGCUCAGCUGCAGGAGGAGAACAAAUCCCUGCUCACCAACAUGUCCAUCAAAGACCCCAUGAGUGAGGAGGACCUGCAGAGGCAUGAGGGUAUGACGGAGAGAGAGAGGCAGGUGAUGAAGAAGCUUAAAGAAGUGGUGGACAAGCAGAGGGACGAGAUUCGAGCCAAGGACCGGGAGCUCACGCUGAAAAACGAGGACAUUGAAGCACUCCAGCAGCAGCAGUCUCGCCUCAUGAAGAUCAACCACGACCUGCGCCAUAAAAUGUCUGUGGUGGAAGCUCAGGGGAAAGCGCUCAUCGAACAGAAGGUGGAGCUGGAGGCCGGCGCUCAGGCCCGGGGCCAGGAAGUCAGCGCCCUGCGGCAGGAAGUCUCGCGCUUAAGGGAGCGACUUCAAGGAGAGCUGCCUGACCAGAAUCCUGAGGAGUCCUCACCUCAGCCCCCUUCACCUGCAGAGGAGGCGCUGUGCGAGGAGGAGAUGGGCGGCCUGGACCCACAGGACCCCAACCGGCCCCGGUUCACGCUGCAGGAGCUGAGGGACGUCCUGCACGAGAGGAAUGAGCUCAAGGCCAAAGUUUUUAUGCUGCAGGAGGAGCUGGCUUAUUACAGAAGUGAUGAGACGGUUGACGAGACUGCAACUCCUUCUCCGUCUCCCUCGCCUGAACUGAGGACUCGCUCCAGAUCUUCUCCCCAGCCAGAGUCCGGAAUCAAACGCUUGUUUAGCUUCUUCUCGCGUGACAAACUGCGGAAUUCGCAGCGCAAUGCGCAGUUUGACGGCAGCUUUGGCUCGUGGGCGGGGAAGGACGAGGUGUACACAGAAGAAGCCCAGGAGGCGCUGCAGAACAUGUAGUCACCGGACACAGAACUCGCUGAGGUCACUCAAACUCCGAAAAACUCUUAACACUCCAUGUUCGUCACUCAGUGCCAGCUCGUGAACCACCGAUCGCACAACAAACCGCCACCAGGGACUCACACUGCAGCUGAAAUCUGGUGUGCAAGAGGUGAGAGGAACGACAGAAGAGUGAAACAGAAAUUCCUCUAAGAAAAGUUUAUUUAAAUACAUGAGAAUUAUAUAUUUAAAUGAUGGAAAAUACAGAACGCCAGGGAGUAUUUUGUUUUUUUACAGAAUGAGAUGAUUUAUGUGAUGGACGGAAGAGAAGGCAAACUCAAGUUGUGGGAAGGAAAGUGGAAAGUUGUUUUAAUUCAAGUGGUUAAUGUUGUGUUGCUUCAAGUCCAGAGUAAACAAUGGGUGCAUAUUUCUCCACAGAUGAAGGUUUGGGACUCAAAAGUGUGCAAUAAAUGUUCUGUCUAAAACUACACAACUCCAGAUGUCGACUCACAGAAAAUGGAGGCGAAUUUCCAAGGUUUUUUUUAUUCAAUGAAGGAAACAAUACCCACCAAAAUAAAACAUAAACCUGCUAAGAAAACACACAAUCAAUGUGGUUUUUAACUUUUGAAUCUACUCUCGAGAAAAUGAGAGCAACACUUUUGUGUCCCAGUAAUUUAUUUGAAAUUCCUGUCCUUGUUCGUGCAGCUCUUAUCACCAGCGUUCUGUCAGUUCAAACUAUGCAGCUCCGCUAAUUUAAAACAUACAGGGCCUGGUUUAAACAUGUUGCAGAGAAAUGUCAAAGCUGUCUUCAGAAAACAAAAAACAACAACAAAAAAACACAAUAAUUGUAUUUAUAAUGUACUGCUCUACAUGCAGCAUAUAGUAAUAAUGGAAGCCCAUUCUGCCAAGAAAAAAAGUUUCAAAACUUGAAUCAGACUUUCUAGGUCAUUAUAAUUUAGACUUUUGAAUAACAGCACUUAUUAUGCCAUCAUUUUUACUUAAAAGGUGAACUUAACUUUCAUAGUUUUGCCAUAAUAUCUCAUAAUUUACCAAUACAAAGUACAAGCCUUUUAACUUUUGAGCAUCUCAAUAAUAAUUUUCAUUUAGUGAGUUGUUACAGUUUGGACUCAUUAUAUAUAUAUUAAACAUAUAAUAUCACGAUGACAGGGGAGGUGAUAAUAAUUCUGAACAACCUAGUUCUGGAUGAAAAAGUGAAAAUUGUGAACAAAUGUGUCAUCUUCAUGUUUGUUCCAUCAGCCGUGUUUCAAUAACUGAAUGAACCGUUUUUAUUUUAAAAAUGUUCCACAUUUAAAACAAAUCAAAACAUUGAAAACAGAGGAAAGGUCUGUUGUAUUUCACUCUUAUCCAACCAAUGUAGUGCAUUAUUAUAUGUUUUCAUUAAGCUUUUAAAAAAAUGUUUUUGAUAUGAAUGAAAUGAGAAUAUAUAUAUAUAACUUUACUUCUUAGGUGUUUUUCAUUGAAUUAUGAUACAGACACAUUCAAUUAAAUUAAAUUUGAUUUGUAUAGAGCCAACUCAUGAUAAACAUUAUCUCAAGGCACUUGUGUAUUAUUUUGACCAAUAUUUAUUCUUUUUGUUUCUUGCACAAUAUUUUGUAAUUAGUUUUCCUAUUUCUUGCAUUAAUGGGCUUCCAUAAACGUAAAGUCUAACUCACAACUAUUACGACAUGAACUCAAAUGUCCACCCGGUGAGAGCAAUAGAUGUAACGUGUGAAUUCUAAUAAUGACCCACGACUCAUGGUGCCAAAAAUGUCACUGCUCAUCGUGCACAUACACAAACCCACUCUAUCCCAGUGAGUUUCAGUGUCACCAGCUGAACCAGAGCAGGUUACCUUCCUCUUUGGUGAUAAAACCAACAGAGGCAGUAUAUUUACAAGAAGAUGAUAUUCAGCAGCUUACUGACAUUUGACAUAAGACCGAUCUGUGCAGAUUCCACAUAGUGCUCCAUCACUCCAGGACACAGUAUAACUACAUUUUUACAUAAGCAGAAUUGUCAGUAUGAGAACUUAACCUCUUUACCUCUUAAUUUAUUUAUUUGAAGGAGAUUGCUGAGAAGUAAAGAGCAUCAGAAAAACUCAAAAGCAAAGAUAAUAAAGCUGGAGUGCAAAGUCACAUUUACAAUAUUUUCUAAAUGGUAAUCGAGGUUUGAUGCUUCUGUGAAUAACUGUGGUGUGACCGGCUGUGUUUUAAUACAAGUGGCACUUCAUCUUCAUUUAUAUUCACCCAGCGAGGGGGAAUAAAUGAAUGUACAACAACGAGACUACAAAAUGAGAGUGUCAAUGAGUGUUAACUUAUUUUACAUUUUCACGAAUGCAGUGAAUUAAUGAUACUUGAUGCAGGAGUAUUAUGUUUAGACAAUAUCUGGAAGUCAAAGGGAUCGGAAGAAUUUAAUUAGUGAGACAUUUAAAGGGAAAUACGGUCAAAAACCAUCAAAAAGUCAAAGUUUUCUGAACAGCUGACCCUGGUUUUUCAGCUGCAGGUUCCACUAUGAACCCAAUUAAAAUGAAUAUUUAAAUAUAUGAAGAUAUGAUUAAUGGAUGCGCUUUAUUAAAUAAACUUGCUUUUAUUCAAACAUG